AUGCCUCCAGCCAAGCGCAUGAAAACAGCGACUGUGCGCGAGGAGAAAUUGCCACCAGACGCUACCACUGGCAUAGGACUUUUGACUACUAUACGACACGAGACUAUUAGCUUGGACCUCCCCGCCAGCUGCUCAGACAAUAAUACCUGGCAUGGUGUAUUCCUCCCGACUAUUGCACAUGCUGCUGGCGGAGAGAACAUCGAUCCAUGGUUCAUUGACGAUAACAGUCUGAUCACAAUCCUUCUGAAAGCCUGGAGGGUUGUGUACGCAGGGAAACCUUCAUUGAAACACUGCAUUGAUGCAGUUUUUCAUGCGUCCAAGCGAGCGUUGUAUCGGUGGCGCGCUGGAUUUGGAUCUGCUGCCAUGAUGAUGACCACGAACGUCAUGUCAUCUAAUCCUGCUGCAUUUUUGACUUAUGAGCAACGCUCCGCGUUUGCCAAGUAUUAUCUUUAUAAAAACCGGUUUCUUUUCAAGAACGAUUCUUCUAACGACAAGAAGUUUGGGAAAGCCGGGCUACCUGUUGAGUGGACAGGGAUGUGGCAAUCGCCGUCCAUACUGCAAAUAUUUGCGGCCCACCUCGAUUACACUCGAGGUCGUGUGUCCGUCGAAGCUCUCGGAAGCGAAGAGCAACUCAGUCGAGUAGCACUUGCGCUCUCUGCAGCAGCGGUUAAGCGCACAUUGCGUCUCCUUUCAACCGGAGAGAUGAGUUUUGAGGUCACAACUGCAGUUGCGAAAGGCAAGAAAAAGGUCAUACGAAAGAGUGAGACUCAGGCCUCGAACAGUGACUUAUGGAAAGUUAUGAUAAGCAACAAUGAGGACUUCUCCGAGUCGCUAUGGGGGUAUGAUAGCCGUAUGUUUCUGACAGCAAUCAACCGCAUACCCGCAGAAAAUAUGCUGGAAAUUGAGAAGAGCGCAGAACCAUUCAUGGCAACCGCCACUGACCACACAGAGAUAAAUAGUGUGGAUGAUAUUGAUAUUGAUGCAGAGUACGUCGAUCUCUUGAAUUUCCGAUGA
Molecule: messenger RNA, 1014 nt
Organism: Suillus bovinus
Lineage: Eukaryota; Fungi; Basidiomycota; Agaricomycetes; Boletales; Suillaceae
Exons: 4
Coding region: 1-1014 (337 amino acids)
Source: RefSeq, a predicted model, not a curated record